Messenger RNA from Apodemus sylvaticus (European woodmouse), 2669 nucleotides. RefSeq names its product DnaJ heat shock protein family (Hsp40) member B1 (gene Dnajb1). Gene Ontology annotation, molecular function: Hsp70 protein binding; transcription corepressor activity. Bases 580 to 1602 code for a protein of 340 amino acids. Gene Ontology annotation, cellular component: cytosol. The record is from RefSeq and is a predicted model, not a curated record. The transcript is spliced from 3 exons. NCBI's taxonomy places the organism in Eukaryota, Metazoa, Chordata, Mammalia, Rodentia, Muridae.
AGUCCCACAGCAGACCAGCCUCACGUCGCUUUACGGUAAAGGCCAGUACGGGAAAGACAAAGGGCUACGGGCAGAAGAGGGCGGGGUGCGUAUUUUUAUCCUUGGGUUAAAGCAGGAAGACCCGGAGGUACUUGUCAGGUAGCUGCCACAAGGCACGCAGCAAAACCGCCCAGCCCACGAUUACCUGGAGAGAGGGUGCGGCCAUCCUAGGAGGCCAGCCUCUGUAGCCCCACCCCCUCGCGUCGUCACCAGAGAGUGCGGGUUGCGAUUGGCUGGAUCCGCCACGGAGGCGGAACCUCAGCAGCCGGGGCGCGCUUGCGCUCGAGGAAGGCGUUGAGCAGAGUAGAGAGGGAAGGGGCGUGGCUCCGCGCGGAAAGCCGUUGGCAGCCGGGUCCCACCCCGGAUGUUCUGCGUCACGGAACGGGCCGCAGCGAUUGGCCGGUGUGGCGCGGCGCAUUGGGAGGGGCGGAAGGUUCUGGAGGGCUGGCGGGAUCUGGAAGCUUCCGCCGGACGGGUAUAUAGAGUCCGGGACGGGGCAGCAGCGGAGCCGGAGGCGGCGACAGCUGGGCGGCGGUGGCCAUGGGCAAGGACUACUACCAGACGCUGGGCCUGGCCCGCGGCGCGUCCGACGACGAGAUCAAGCGAGCCUACCGCCGCCAGGCGCUGCGCUACCACCCGGACAAGAACAAGGAGCCCGGCGCCGAGGAGAAGUUCAAGGAGAUCGCCGAGGCCUACGACGUGCUCAGCGACCCGCGCAAGCGCGAGAUUUUCGACCGCUAUGGAGAGGAAGGUCUGAAGGGUGGCGGCCCCAGUGUCGGGAGCAGUGGCGGUGCUAACGGUACCUCUUUCAGCUACACAUUCCACGGAGACCCUCACGCCAUGUUUGCUGAGUUCUUUGGGGGCAGAAACCCCUUUGAUACCUUUUUUGGGCAGCGCAACGGGGAAGAGGGCAUGGACAUCGAUGACCCAUUCUCCACGUUUCCAAUGGGUAUGGGUGGCUUCACCAAUGUGAACUUUGGACGUUCCCGCCCUACUCAAGAGCCCACCCGGAAGAAGCAAGAUCCCCCUGUCACCCACGACCUUCGAGUCUCCCUUGAGGAGAUCUACAGCGGCUGUACCAAGAAGAUGAAAAUCUCCCACAAGCGGCUGAACCCUGAUGGAAAGAGCAUUCGAAAUGAAGAUAAGAUCCUGACCAUCGAAGUGAAGAGGGGCUGGAAGGAAGGGACCAAAAUCACCUUCCCCAAGGAAGGGGACCAGACCUCCAACAACAUUCCAGCUGACAUCGUCUUUGUUUUAAAGGACAAGCCACACAAUAUCUUCAAGAGAGAUGGUUCUGAUGUCAUUUAUCCAGCCAGGAUUAGCCUUCGGGAGGCUCUCUGUGGUUGCACUGUGAAUGUCCCCACUCUGGACGGCAGGACCAUCCCUGUUGUAUUCAAAGAUGUCAUCAGGCCUGGCAUGCGGCGGAAAGUCCCUGGAGAAGGCCUCCCUCUCCCCAAAACACCUGAGAAACGCGGAGACCUUGUUAUCGAGUUUGAAGUGAUCUUCCCCGAAAGGAUCCCCAUCUCAUCCAGAACCAUCCUGGAGCAGGUUCUUCCCAUAUAGCUGCCUGCAUUCCUCAAGGACUGAGCCAGGGACCUUUCCAGAGCUGCAGGAUUCCAGACCGCUCCACUGGUUGCAUACUGCGGGAGGGCCCAGGGAGGGCUUUUGCUCUGCCGAAUGUUUUCCACAGAAUAUAUUACAAUCUUUCAAAGUCGCGCACUAGACUACAGUGGUUUUUCGAGCGAUAGGUAGGCGGUGGGAACAGCCCUCCUGGAAUGGACCCACCCUGUGCGCCCCAGCUCUUGCCCAAGGGGUGAGGCAGGCCUGCAACUGGACUCUUCCCCUCGGUUGUCCUUACUUUCUGGCUGUCAUAUGACAGUAGCCCACCAUCUCAGUUGCCAGACCCUGUGCACUAGUCAGUCUCCACUGUGUGAGAGGUUCUUGUUUUAUUCUGUAUUGUCCCAUGCCUGUUCCUCCUCCCCACAAGAAUCCUGUCUUGUCUUGGCCAUCUCAAAUUGAGACCAAUUCUGUAGGACUGCCAGGCCUGCAUCACAGCAGUACCUGGUUGCAGGACCACAGGGCAGCUUCCUUCCAGGUUCUGGGGCCUGGACAGCCAGGAGAUCCCAGACCUCGGCUCUAUUGGGAUCAGAUGGCUUCCAGUCGCAGUACUUGCUGGGCCAGAGCUAGUCCUUGGACACACCUGGCACUUCUCAGAGGCACAGGUGAUUUUUUUUGUGUGUGUGUGAGUGUGAGUGUGUGUUUGUGUGAUGGACUCUGAACUUUCUCAAAAGGAUACAAUCUUUUUGAAUUUUGCACAGUCCUAGAUAUAAUCCCUUUUGAUAAAAGGGUCUUUGCUUCUGAUGAAAGGAGCACUGUGGAACGUAUGUAAAUAUGUUUUUAUAAUUCCAUUCAAAGCUGGUGUGCACUCAGAUGAAAACAGUCCCUGUCAACUACUGUCUGUCCAGGGCUGUGGUGGGAUCAGGCCUGGGAAGUGAAAGUAUCUGUUCUUUGGAGCUAGCCUGGUGCUCUACCAGUCGACUCAUUGUAAGUUGCCACUACCAACACAAGACCAAAGUGUGUGACUUGUCAUUAUGCAGUGUGACAGCAUUAAAGACUGAUGCUAAACCUCA